UCCCUGCAGCUCUCUGUCUCUGAAGAGGAGGUUCCCCCUGAGCAGCAGCACUGUGAGCAGGAGUGGAGCCCCAGUCUGGGACAGAAGGACCCAGAGACCACACAUAUUAAAGAGGAACAGGAGGAAGUCAGGACCAGUCAGGAGGAAGAGCAGAUUCAAGGGCUCUUUGAUACCAAAGACUCCAUAUUCACUCCUUCCUGUGUGAAAAGUGAAUGUGAUCUGGAGAACCCAUGUCAAGAAGCCGUACUCGCUGAACACCCAACUCUCAGUCCACUGAAAACAUCUAAACUACAGUUGUUGAGUGUGUUUUUAAAUGAAUGUUUAACGACAUCUGCUGCUGUGGAGAUUUUUCGUGCGAUUGAGGAAACAGUAGUGGAGUACCAGGAGGAGAAUGAUCUGCUACGGAGACUGCUGGGGAGGACACCGGUGAUACCUCUAUGUAGAAUAGACUCCCUGCAGCUCUCUGUCUCUGAAGAGGAGGUUCCCCCUGAGCAGCAGCACUGUGAGCAGGAGUGGAGCCCCAGUCUGGGACAGAAGGACCCAGAGACCAAACAGAUUAAAGAGGAACAAGAGGAAGUCAGAACCAGUCAGGAGGAAGAGCAGCUUCAAGGGCUCAAAGACUCCAUAUUCUCUCCUUCCUGUGUGAAAAGUGAAUGUGAUCAGGAGGACCCACUUCAGUCCUUGACUCUUCCCCAAAUCCAGACUGUGGAGAACAGAGAGAGAGACUCUAAACCAGUGGAUCUCACACCUUUUGUCACUGUGACCCACAUUAAGGGUCUCAACAUUCCCUGUGACCCUCCAGAUAAUCAAAACAAUGCCUCCAGCCACAGUUCAGCCGUAAGCAGCGACACAGUAGGACUUGACAGCAGCCCACCAUUAGAUCCCAGUUCACCAUUGGAUCCCAGUCCACCAUUGAAGAAACACUGUUCCAAACCCAACACCACAGCUAGAAAAACUCACCACUGCCGUGACUGUGGUGCAACAUUUGUUCUGAAAGCUGACCUGCAGAGACAUGUGACUCUCUUCAGUAAGAUACCCAGUGAAUGUAGUUCCUGCCAAAAACGCUACAACUCCACCUGUAAACUGAAGGCCCAUGUCCGACUCUGUCACAGUGGUCAACCCUGCACCUGCCCUGUUUGUGGAAAGACCUUCAAACUCAAAGGAGUUCUGUCCAGACACAUGAGGAUUCACACAGGAGAGAAAUUGUUUACCUGUGGUGACUGUGGGAAAGGCUUCAAUCGGAAGGAGACCUUAACUACGCACAAACUGACUCACACUAGAGAGAAACCAUUUAGCUGUGGUGACUGUGGGAAAAGUUUCAAUCGGAAGGUGAGCCUAACUGAACAUAAAUUGACUCGCACAGGAGCGAAACCAUUUAGCUGUGGUGACUGUGGGAAAAGCUUCAUUCGGAAGGUGAGCCUAACUGAACAUAAACUGACUCACACAGGAGAGAAACCAUUUGUCUGUGGUGACUGUGGGAAAAGCUUCAAUCGGAUAGGGCACCUAUCUGAACAUAAACUGACUCACACAGGAGAGAAACCAUUUAGCUGUGGUGAAUGUGGGAAGAGCUUUAUUCAGAACAGGGCACUAAGUAGACAUUUACUGACUCACACAGGAGAGAAAUCAUUUAGCUGUGGUGACUGUGGGAAGAGCUUUAUUCAGAAGUGGGACCUAAGGAGACAUAAGCUGACUCACACAGGAGAGAAACCAUUCACCUGUGGUGACUGUGGGAGAAGUUUCAAUCGCAAGGAGACUUUAAGUACGCACAAACUAACUCACACCAGAGAGACACCAUUUAGCUGUGGUGACUGUGGGAAGAGCUUUAUUCAGAAGGGGGUCCUAAUGAGGCAUAUACUGACUCACACAGGAGAGAAACCAUUUAGCUGUGUUGACUGCGGGAAAAGCUUUAUUCUGAAAGGGGACCUAAGAAGACAUAUGCUGAUUCACACAGGAGAGAAACCAUUCACCUGUGGUGACUGUGGGAAAAGUUUCAAUCGCAAGCAGACCUUAACUACGCACAAACUAACUCACACCAGAGAGAAAUCAUGUAGCUGUGGGGACUGUGGGAAAAGCUUAAAUCGGAAACAUCAUGGCUGCUCAGUCUGUGAUAAAAUAUUAAUUCAGAAGACUAAUCUGCUAACACAUGAAAAACAACCACAAAGAAAGUAAAUGAGGACACAGAGAGGAGACUAAGAGAGUAUUGAGAUACACCUGUGGACCAACUCUAACUGGUCCUCCUGAUCCUGCUCAGUCCAAUGUGACAGUAAUUAUAUAAUGGGGCUGUUGUCUGAACCUAACAGGCAAUGUUGCUGCUCUUUGUGUAUGAAAUUGACAAUCUGCAGUUCAGACAACCACCACUUUUUAGGUGAACAACUGAGGGAUGAUGUUGGAGAGUUGUGAACACUCAAUGUCGUAGACAGAUAUGGAUACAAGAUCUGAUGCAGGUUUUCCAAUAGGCGGCCCGUUGGUGGUUUUAUUUGGCCCACUUUUCAUGUGUAAAUAGAUUUACAGUACCAGUCAGAAGUUUGGAUACACUAUAUAUAAGUAUAUAAGUAUUCGGCCCCCUUGAACUUUGCAAAUGUAUACGGAGACUUGAUUACACACAGGUGGAUUGUAUUUAUCAUCAUUAGUCAUUUAGGUCAACAUUGGAUCAUUCAGAGAUCCUCACUGAACUUCUGGAGAGAGUUUGCUGCACUGAAAGUAAAGGGGCUGAAUAAUUUUGCACGCCCAAUUUUUCAGUUUUUGAUUUGUUAAAAAAGUUUGAAAUAUCCAAUAAAUGUCGUUCCACUUCAUGAUUGUGCCCCACUUGUUGUUGAUUCUUCACAAAAAAAAUACAGUUUUAUAUCUUUAUGUUUGAAGCCUGAAAUGUGGCAAAAGGUCGCAAAGUUCAAGGGGGCCGAAUAAUUUCGCAAGGCACUGUACAUUUAAGGGUUUUUCUUUAUUUUUACUAUUUUCUACAUUGUACAAUAACUUGCCACCCAGGUGUAUCCAAUCUCAAGAAAUUGUAGAAAACAUCUCCCUUAUAUAAUCAAUGUGAGCAUUACUUAACCAGGGGAGUAGUGAUUGGAUAAUGGGGGAUGUUUUGUAACCAUUAGAGUAGUGAUUGGAUAAUGGGGAUGUUUUGUAACCAGGGGAGUAGUGAUUGGAUAAGGGGGAUGUAUUGUAACUAGGGGAGUAGUGAUUUGAUAAGGGGGGGUUGUAAAACCAGGGGAGUAGUGAUUGGAUAAGGGGGAUGUUUUGUAACUAGGGGAGUAGUGAUUGGAUAAGGGGGAUGUUUUGUAACCAGGGGAGUAGUGAUUGGAUAAGGGGGAUGUUUUGUAACUAGGGGAGUAGUGAUUGGAUAAGGGGGAUGUUUUGU
Messenger RNA from Oncorhynchus keta (chum salmon), 3358 nucleotides. Its product is annotated as oocyte zinc finger protein XlCOF6-like. The annotation marks the transcript as partial. NCBI's taxonomy places the organism in Eukaryota, Metazoa, Chordata, Actinopteri, Salmoniformes, Salmonidae. Gene Ontology annotation, biological process: regulation of transcription by RNA polymerase II. Gene Ontology annotation, molecular function: RNA polymerase II cis-regulatory region sequence-specific DNA binding; DNA-binding transcription factor activity. The transcript has 2 exons. The record is from RefSeq and is a predicted model, not a curated record.